Molecule: messenger RNA, 270 nt
Organism: Clunio marinus
Lineage: Eukaryota; Metazoa; Arthropoda; Insecta; Diptera; Chironomidae
Source: the annotation of a GenBank genome assembly
AUGCCUCAAGCAAACCAGUUCAAUCGCAUGACCACAAAGUCACUGCCAAGCAUUGAAGCAAGACAGGAGCCAAUAACAACACGCAAACCCGACGUGAGCGAAAGUUCAAAAAUAUUUUUAAAUUCAACAUUAAGUCUUCCUUGCGGAAUUUUAGUUCAGAACACGUUUGGAUUUUGUCGUGAAGUCAGUGAUGGAAUAAAAUUGAAACAACUCACAUCAUUUCUUCUGUGGAUUAAUUUGUUUGAAAGAAAGUUUAAUCUUCUCAAUUAG